AUGAAAAUCGCGAUCAUUGGUGGUGGAUUGGGAGGAUUUGCAGCUGGUAUUGGGUUAUUACAACAUGGAUACACAGAUGUUACAGUAUACGAACGAGACACAGGCAUGGACAGUAGACGUCAAGGUUAUGGGCUGACAAUUUUGCAGGGUAUUAAUGCAUUGAAACGUUUACAUGUGUUCCAGCAAGUGCACUCAUUAGAUACUCCUUCAAGAACGCACUACAUUUUUGACAAAUAUGGAAAUUUGAUUGGCUUUUUUGGAACUGUAUUUUGGCCAGAACAGGACAAUCAGCCAAAGGCUAGAAAAAAACAUAAUUUACACAUCGAAAGACAAGAAUUACGAAGAAUUAUCAUGAACAGAUAUAUUUCAUUGCAUCCACUUGGUCCUGAAGGCAUUCAAUGGGAUUAUCGUAUUAUUCACAUUGACCGCGAUUUACGCAAAGUUUUAUUCACUAAAGACCAUACAGUAACUGAUGUUGAUUUGGUGAUUGGAGCUGAUGGAAUUAAUGGUUUAGUACGUUCUUUCAAGUAUAAUCCUCUUACCGAUGCUCCACUGAAUUAUUUGGGUAUAUUAGUAGUAUUAGGAAUUACUGGACGCAUCGAUCAUUUCCUUACAAAAGAUCGUGUAUUCCAAACAAUGGAUGGAUGCUUCAGACUUUUUGCUAUGCCAUUUUCGAAGUUCAGACCAGAACAAUCCAUCAUGUGGCAGCUGUCAUUUCCUGCCACCGUAACCUUAGCAACUCAAUUAUCACGAGAUCCAGGUGCUUUGAAGCAAAUGCUGCUGGAAAAAUGUUCUGAUUGGCAUCCACCAAUACCUGAAAUGAUUGAACAAACACACCUAGAUCUAUUGAUGGGAAUACCAGCUUUUGACAGAGAUCUAGUUCGUAUUGCAGAUCCAAACUUAAAUGGUACUCAAAUUGCACUCGUUGGUGAUGCUGCUCAUCCAAUGUCUCCUUUCAAAGGUCAAGGUGCCAAUCAAGCCCUGUUAGAUGCUGUUGAGCUGACGGAUAUUAUCGUACAGAAUAAUCAAAAUUUGCAUUCAUCAAUCAGCCAAUAUGAAGAUCGGAUGGUACAGCGAGUUUAUACAAAGGUCAUGCAAUCCCGAGAACGUGUUACAAGUUUCCAUAGACCUGAAGCACUUUUAACAGAGAAUUUUCUAUAUCGUGGUGUUGACGAACGAUUAAUAGAAAGGCUGAAUAGCCUUAAAAUAAAUGCUCAUUGGAAUGAUCCAAAAGUAUCCAUUGAACAAGCCAUUAUUGAUAAAUUAAACGGUAAAUGA
Messenger RNA from Rotaria sp. Silwood2, 1278 nucleotides. NCBI's taxonomy places the organism in Eukaryota, Metazoa, Rotifera, Eurotatoria, Philodinida, Philodinidae. The record is from the annotation of a GenBank genome assembly.